Messenger RNA from Protopolystoma xenopodis, 819 nucleotides. Lineage: Eukaryota; Metazoa; Platyhelminthes; Monogenea; Polystomatidea; Polystomatidae. The record is from the annotation of a GenBank genome assembly.
CAUCAUGGAAUCCAGCGUAUCAAGUCUCGAGAGCUCGUGCCUGGGGAUAUUGUUGAGAUAGCAGUUGGAGAUAAAGUACCAGCAGAUAUCCGCAUCACGGGCAUAGCAAGUACCACACUUCGGGUGGAUCAAUCUAUUCUAACGGGGGAAUCUGUUUCUGUUUUGAAGCACGUUGAUCCUGUGCCGGAUAUUAAAGCCGUUAAUCAGGAUAAAAAAAAUAUAUUGUUUAGCGGUACCAAUCUGGCCUCGGGGAAGUGUCGUGGUGUGGUCAUUGGAACUGGGCUCAAUACUGAGAUUGGCAAAAUUCGAGAUCAGAUAAUGUCCACAGAGGAUGAAAAAACUCCUUUAGGUAAAAAGAUCGACGAAUUUGGAACACAGCUUUCUAAGGUACGCAAUAAAAUGAUAUCUCUCAUCUGUAUAGCAGUCUGGCUUAUUAAUAUUGGACAUUUUAACGACCCCGUUCAUGGUGGUUCUUGGCUUAGGGGUGCUAUCUAUUACUUCAAAAUAGCUGUUGCUCUAGCCGUUGCUGCUAUCCCGGAAGGCCUGCCUGCUGUAAUUACCACUUGCCUGGCCUUAGGUACACGCCGAAUGGCUCGAAAAAAUGCAAUAGUUCGCACUCUACCUAGUGUAGAAACGUUGGGAUGUACUAGUGUUAUUUGCUCAGAUAAAACUGGCACAUUAACAACUAACCAAAUGAGCGUCAGUCGAGUGUUCACUUUUAACGGAAGUGAUUCUUGUGUUCGUGGAGAUGGACGGCCUCUCUCAUUUGAUGAGAUCGAAAUAACUGGUUCUAAAUAUGCUCCUGAAGGCGAAGUGUGA